Salvia hispanica is the source of this 2967-nucleotide messenger RNA. NCBI's taxonomy places the organism in Eukaryota, Viridiplantae, Streptophyta, Magnoliopsida, Lamiales, Lamiaceae. The record is from RefSeq and is a predicted model, not a curated record.
AUGGCAAGCUGGUUUUUCGAGCCGAUUAUGUCAAAGGUGGGGGAAAUAAUAUCGGGUGAUGCAUACAACACUGUGAAAAAUAUAAUCAACUUUGAGCCCAAUCGAAAAGAUCUGCAGAAAAAUUUGAAUGCAUUGUGUGCUAAGGCAUCUGAUGUUGAGGAAAAAAUCAGGAACUCAGAGCGUUCAGGUCGAAAGAAAAGGAAACGUGAAGUUGAGGAGUGGUUGGAAGAAGUGAGGUCCAUUGAAAAUCAAGUUGUUGAGUUAAGGACUCGAGUGGAAUUGGAAGGAUUUACUAUCAGAUUAACGGAUGGAGAGUUACCAGCUAAACUAAAUGUUGAGGUUGACAAGCUUGUUGAGCAAAGUCGGGAUUUUGGUGAACUUGUCCUUGAUGUUUGUGGAAGUAGGGGAGAUAAGUUGUUGACAAAUGAGAUGGUUGGUGAAGCUUUUAAUAAAAAUUUGGAAAAGAUUUUGAAACAUUUGGAGAGUGAGCAAGUGUGGAGAAUUGGUGUUUAUGGCAUGGGUGGUGUGGGCAAAACGACACUGGCAAAGCACAUUAACAAUCGACUCCUCCAACAAUCUCAGGGACGUGUGAUUUGGGUUACAGUCUCUCAAGAAUUUAGUGUUACGACUUUACAAGAUAAAAUUGCUCGUUUUAUAAGUUUGGACUUUGGGGGUGAGGAUAAUGAAGAGUUGAGGGCGGGGAGACUCCAUACAACUUUGUCUCAGAUGAAGAAUUCAGUGCUGAUAUUAGACGAUGUCUGGGAAAAUAUCGAUUUAUUAAAGGUUGGAUGUCCCAUUUCUGUUGAGUGUUGUAGGCUGUUUAUAACUACUCGCUCCUUAGAAGUGUGUCGUCAAAUUUCUUGCCAAAAAUUGAUUCCAGUGCAAACUCUACAUCGUCACGAGGCAUGGAAAUUGUUUAAUGAAACGCUACGAAAUGAGAUAGAACUUGAUUCUUCGGCAGAAGAGAUUGCGAGAUCUGUGGUGGAAUUGUGUGGUGGUCUGCCCCUAGCAAUUGUUACAGUGGCUGGAAGCAUGAGGGGCGAGAGAGCCAUUCACACAUGGAGAAAUGCUUAUGAAGAACUAACAGAACGUGUUUCAGGGAAAGCUGGCUCAACUAUAUAUAGUUUUGAUCGGUUGGAAAGGAACCGUCAUGGUCAGACUAAUGAACUCAGUACAUUGCAACAUUGUUUCCUCCAUUGUGCGUUAUAUCCUGAAGAUGAAGAAAUAGAGAGAGAGGCUUUGGUUAGAGAGUUCAUUUCAGGAGGGUUGGUGGAUGAAAGAAAGACAAGGAGAAUGCAAGUUGAGCAAGGACAUUCCAUAUUGGAUAAAUUAGUGAAUGUAUGCUUAUUGGAAAGUUGUGUUGUUCCCGGGAGGUUUGAUCCUACGGAAUGUGUGAAGAUGCAUGAUCUUGUAAGAGGUAUGGCAUUGAAGAUAUGUGAGGGGAAAUAUAUGGUAAGAGGAUCUGGAAAAUGGGCAAAGGAUCUGGAGAAGGUGUCCUUAAUGAAAGGUGGCAUAAUGAGAAUUGAAGGAGGAUUAUCUCCCGAUUGUCCUAAGCUCUCAACAUUGAUUUUACGGGAUAAUGCUUGUUUGGAAUUUAUUCCAGAUUCAUUCUUUUCUAAAAUGCAAGGACUAAGCACUCUUGAUUUGAGCCAGACUAGCAUAAAAAUGCUGCCAAACUCAAUCUGUGCCAUGAAGAGCCUCAAGGCAUUGCUCCUUAAGUCGUGUCGGAGGAUAAAAGAUGUGCCGUACUUGGGAGAGAUGAAAGAACUCAGGGAGUUAAACAUCUCGCAUACAGCUAUCAAGGAAGUUCCUGGAGGAGUUGGAGAAUUAUUCAAUCUCAAAUUCCUUGCACUGAAUGUGCGUAACCUAAAGAUGCUUCCAAAAGGAUUGUUUCUUAAACUUGGGAAUCUACAGCACUUAGAAUUACCACUCCGUAUGCAAGUAGUAAUUGAAGAAAUUGAGAAUCUGAAUCUGUUAGAGGAGGUUAGUGGAAGAUUCAAAAAUGUUAAUGAAUUUAAUUCUCUUAUUACAAGUUGGGGAAGUCGGGUGCAUGACACUUGCUACACAAUAGUAGUGGGAACGUAUCAUAGAAGUUUCUAUGCACGAAGAGGAGAAUAUUAUAAUCCACAGUUGCUGUUGUCCGCAUGCAACCUUGUAGAUGAGAGAGUAUUAGCAGAGGGAAUUGUGCAUCUAACAAUCAGUAAACCUGAAAGUCCGAGCAUAUACUCUGUGGAAGGAUUGAAAGGGUUGAUCGAAAAGCCGGAAAUAGGAGCGUUAUCUACAUUUGUACAACCUAAGUUUUCCUCUCUGACAAUGCUAAGAAUUGAAAAGUGUAACAAAAGCAAGAUGAGGAUACCACUAUCUGGAGUUCUGAACAUUGAAGUUAUUGAUAUCAGCAAGUGUGAAGAAAUAGAAGAGAUAUUCGAAGAUGAAGGAACAAGUUCUCUCACCCUCCCUAAAUUAAAAAUCUUGUGGUUAGAUGAGCUGCCAAGACUGAGGAAGGUGGGGAUACAACUAUCUGGUGUUCCCAGCAUUCAAGUUAUCUCUGUGAGAAAGUGUGGAGAAAUAAAAGAGAUAUUCGGAGAUAAAGGAACAGGUUCCCUCACCCUAUCUAAACUAAAAUACAUACAGUUAGAUGAGCUGCCAAAACUGAGGAAGGUGGGGAUACUACUAUCAGGAGUUCCCAACCUCGAAGAUAUUUAUGUGAGAACGUGUGGAGAAAUAGAAGAGAUAUUCGGAGAUGAAGGUUCAAGUUCCCCCACCCUCCCUGAAUUAAAACAGUUGGAUUUGCAACAGCUUCCAAAACUGAAGAGUCUAUGCAAGGGAACAAAUGCCAUCAUUUGCAACUCUAUAAAAGAUAUCUUCAUAAAAAAGUGCCCAAGAUUGAUGAGCAAACUUCCUGUGGUUGUGGAUUCGGCAGUGCCUCGACGAUGUCAGAUAAUGGUAGCGGCAGUUGGUGGCGGGUGA